Molecule: messenger RNA, 927 nt
Organism: Aureobasidium vineae
Lineage: Eukaryota; Fungi; Ascomycota; Dothideomycetes; Dothideales; Saccotheciaceae
Source: the annotation of a GenBank genome assembly
AUGGGCAAGAAGAGAGUUUUGAUCAGCUAUGGUGUCGACAUUGAUGCCGUCGCAGGAUGGCUAGGUUCAUAUGGUGGUGAAGACUCGACCAGCGAUAUCAGUAGAGUCGGUACCCAAAGAUUACUCAAGCUGUUCGACAAGUACAACAUCAAAGCGACUUGGUUCAUCCCCGGACACACACUCGAGACGUUUCCAGAAGAUUGCGCGGCGAUCAGAGACAAAGAUCAUGAGAUCGGAUUACAUGGAUACAGUCAUGAGAACCCAGCCGACAUGACAAUUGAACAACAACGCGAUGUGCUGGACAAAACAUACAAGAUGUUGACCGAGUUCUGCGGCAAGCCUCCUAAGGGCAGCGUUGCUCCAUGGUGGGAGACUAGCCGUGAAGGAGCGGAAUUGCUGCUGUCAUAUGGUAUCGAGUAUGAUCACUCGAUGAGCCACGAGGAUUGUCAGAUGUACUGGUUACGCACGGGCGAUUCAUGGACCAAGAUCGACUACAGCAAGAAGGCCGAAGAGUGGAUGAAGCCUCUCGUCAAGGGCGAAGACACAGGCAUUGUCGAGAUCCCAGCAAACUGGUACAUUGAUGACCUACCACCAAUGAUGUUCAUCAAGAAAGCGGCAAACAGCCACGGUUGGGUCAGCGCAAGAGAUGUCGAACAGCUCUGGAUGGAUCAUUUCGACUACUUCUACCGCGAGCAUGACGAAUUUGUGUUCCCUAUGACGAUCCACCCUGAUGUCAGCGGAAGACCACACGUGCUGUUGAUGCAUGAGAGAAUUAUCGAACAUAUCAACAAGCAUGAUGGUGUUGAGUGGGUGACGAUGGGUGAGAUGUCGGACGAAUUUAAGAAGAAGAAUACGCCGCCGCCGAAUGCGCUGAUGCCGGCGACGAGAGAAGAGGUUGAGGAGAUGCUGAAGAAGCAGAAGAAGUGA